Sporothrix brasiliensis 5110 is the source of this 2250-nucleotide messenger RNA. RefSeq lists its product as uncharacterized. The record is from RefSeq and is a predicted model, not a curated record. NCBI's taxonomy places the organism in Eukaryota, Fungi, Ascomycota, Sordariomycetes, Ophiostomatales, Ophiostomataceae. Bases 1 to 2250 code for a protein of 749 amino acids. Gene Ontology annotation, molecular function: metal ion binding. The transcript has 4 exons.
AUGGACGCCGAUUGUGGCCCUCGCAGCAGCCAGCUCAACCUCAGCCUCCAUUAUCGCCAUCCGCAUCACGCCGGCAGCAUCAGCGCUCAGCGGUCGCAUGGCCUUCACGGCACCCACAACCCGCAGCCAAACGCUCGCCACCGCCAGCAGGACUGCCAGGAGGCCAGCCGGAGGCAGUACCUCCGUGCCGCACCGGACGAAGGCCGCGUGGCCCGGGAAACAUUGGACGGCGGCGCUGGUCGCCUCACGCGGGCAGGGACGGCACCCACAGCCAACACCAUCAACUCCAUCAACACAAUCACUCUCUCCACCAACUCCAUCAACUUCAUCGGCCCCGUCAACAACAAAAACCUGCUUCUCUUCCUGCGUCUUCCAACACAUCCAUCUCCAUAUCUAGUAGUAGUAGUAGUAGUACUAGCACGUGCGCACCGCAUCACGACGUUUUUCCGGCUCUCCAACAGCAACGCGACGUUUCCAAUCCCGGCCUCCAUUGCCCCACACAUCGCCGCGAUGGACGAGACCACCAACUGUGACGUUGCAAGCAAACAGCCUGCUUCGCCGGAGACACCGUUGACCGUUCCAGCACUGUCUUCUUCGCCAGGUGAGAACGCGGCCACGAGCAACGCCCUGCACAACCACAAAGACCGCAGUCCUUCUCCCAAAGCCCAGGUAUCCUCGCAACAUGAGAGUCCAACGUCUGCGCCGUCUCCUCGCAGCCAAGCGUAUGCAACAAUAGACAGCAGCAGCGACCGGGACACUGUGCGUGAUGACAUUGUCCCCGUCAACGACAGCCUUCCUGAGCCAGGCGCCGGGCCCGGCCAAAGUACCUACCAGAACGUCACAGCGCCGUUCCACUUUCCCAUGCCAAGAAGAAACAGCGUCACGGACAAUGCCAGCAUCGCUCACCCGUCCCCUCCAAAGCAGGCACAGACAGCCCAGUCGGCCCAGACAAUGCAGCAAGCUCCGUCCAGCGCAGACACUGCCACCUUUGGCGGCUACUUUGCCUAUUGCCUCGAUCGCGGCAACGGUCUGUAUACCAGACUGAUCCCCGCCGAUCGCUUGCCUCCCACGGCUGGCUUUGUGGCGCUGCAAAACGACAGCCGGGGCAUGUUUGUGCUCCCGGAUCCGUCAACCCAUCUGUCUCCUAGUAUGGCACUGCCAUCGAUGCCGGUUGUCAAUACCAGCGUCACAUACAACUAUGGCACGCGGCCAGUCCAACAGCGCCCCGGCCAAGUCGGCAGUGCCAACGCCAAAAAGCAAAAGGUAUACUGCGACAAAUGGGUGCACGAGGGCAUCUGCGCCUUCACCCAGCAGGGCUGCAAGUUCAAGCACGAGAUGCCCCACGACCGUGCCACGCAGCGCUCGCUCGGUCUCUUUCAGGGGUAUCCGAACUGGUAUAAGAAGCUGCAGGCGCAGGAGCAGCACCAGCAUCACCAACAGCACCCGCACCCGCACCAGCCGUCCAUGGAAACACCGGCAAUGGCACCAUUGGCGCUGCUGGUGCCGCCUACGCCCGGACAUGGAUUGGAGGCCACCAGCGUCCAAUCGCAACCCUUUCCCACCGGCUUCCCAUACCCGAACAUUGCCCCGGUGUGUGUGCCGGCGCCGCCACCGCCAACGCCCACGCCCCUGCUGCACCUUGCCCCUGCGGCAUACCAGCCCAUCUUCUCGAACUUUGGCAGCCCAACGAGCAACCGCCAGAAAUCCGGCUUGAAUGGCAAUACUGCCACCGGUAUUGAUGGCCACUGGCGCGCAAACAGCAUCCACGCAGCCUCUUGGCGCACAUCGCCCGUGGCCGGCACCAUGGCCAACGUUACCACUGCUUUUUCUGCUGCUGCUGCUACUCCUGCCGUGACAUCCACCGUCACCACCGACUACCUCGCAGACAACUUUGCCCGCGGCCUCACCAUGGACGGAGUCGCCAGCUUGACCAGCAGCACAUCGCCCACGUCGAUGGGCGGCGAACCACGUACCGGAACAGCGGCCUUUAGCAGCUUCGGCUACGGUGCCAAUAGCAGCUUUGGCCGCGGAUUCGGUACUCUCGGUGGUCAUCUGCUCCCACUCGGCCCGCUUGGUGAAAGUGAAAGCGGUGGCGGCAGCAGCAGCAGAACGUUUGGCCCCAUCGGCCCACCUCCGACAGCAUCAAACUCCUCAAUGCCAGGUGUAUCUUCGCCGGCGGCGACGGCGACGGCAAGCUUCACCUACCGAAGUGCCGGAGACGAGAGCGGCCACUUGGCAACCGACUGGUAG